Diachasmimorpha longicaudata is the source of this 1283-nucleotide messenger RNA. RefSeq names its product ZZ-type zinc finger-containing protein 3 (gene Atac1). Gene Ontology annotation, molecular function: zinc ion binding. Lineage: Eukaryota; Metazoa; Arthropoda; Insecta; Hymenoptera; Braconidae. The record is from RefSeq and is a predicted model, not a curated record. The transcript is spliced from 4 exons. Bases 135 to 1283 code for a protein of 382 amino acids.
AGUCCCCCUUAUAAUCAUUCAUAUGGUCACGCUUGUGUUUAAAAGUAUAACCUCUCAGUGCCUCACAGCGACGUUGACGUCUGGUUUCCAUGUGCUUUUUGCAAAUAAAUGUCAAAAGAGUGUAACAAUAGAAUAUGGAUUCCGAAGAUGACAACAAUGAAUUUUUCUUCGAAUCCGAUCACCUCGCGUUGAAGGGAAACAAGGACUACAUGUCACUGUUGCAGACAAUUGUGAUGCUUGAGGCACAAAGAAGUCAGGCUAUUCGUGAUCUCGAUGCACUAUUGGCGUUUCGGACAGAUGCAAUGAAAGAUCCAAUAUCUUUUGUUUCUGAAUUACAAAAUGGUAAUCUCCCUGUAUUACCCGGUCGUUGUAAAAUACCUGAAAUUCCAUACAUUGAUUGGAGUACAUAUAAUAUAACUGGGCCAGAUUCACGAUUAAAACCACAAACCCGGCAUGGAAAUGUUGUUCCACAAGUGCAAGUUAAAUCCGAAUCUGAUGAUGGAAAAAUUCUCGUUCGCGGUCGAGCGUUUGACGAAACAAAACCAGAAACAUUCAAUCAAUUGUGGACAGCGGAGGAACAACGUAGACUCGAAGAACUAUUGAUUGAAUAUCCACCGGAGGAAGUUGAAAUGAAACGAUGGACUAAAAUUGCAAACGCGUUAGGAAAUCGAACACCUAAACAGGUGUCCAGUAGAGUGCAGAAGUACUUCAUAAAGCUAUUGAAGGCUGGACUGCCAAUCCCAGGUCGUGGACCCAAAGUCAAGACUGAUUUCAAGAAAGCCAUUCAUCAUCGAAAUCUCAAAGGUUUAUUCAGACGAUCCACUUUCUUUCCACAUCAGGAAUUCAAUGAUUACGACGAGAGGGAGGAGACUAGGUCACAUCCGUCGAUUAUAACCGAAGAUUCGGAGGAUGAUGCUGGUCCUAGCACUGGACCCGAAGAGCCGUCGGAAUUACGACAAAUACAAUUGCUCAAAAGAAUAAAAAUUGAAAAAGAGGAACAAGGUCCCCAGUAUCAGCACUUCGGUUACAAAUGCUCUGUCUGUAGUGAAGAGCCCUUGAAGGGAACCCGUUGGCACUGCACAGAGUGUCCAGACGUUGACCUCUGUAAUGAUUGUGCAGUGGCCCAGAUGGAAGCGGCGAACCCCGUCCAUUCACCUCUGCAUAGACUCAUCGACAUUCGUCCCCCAGAUUGCGCCAAAAACUAUGAUAAAGACUAUUUGCCUCAGAAUUUCGAUAAUUCGUCGUCUUACAAUUAUCUGGACCCAAAUUUUCUGCCAGGUUAA